This is a messenger RNA of Lactuca sativa (garden lettuce), 1403 nucleotides long. RefSeq lists its product as uncharacterized. The record is from RefSeq and is a predicted model, not a curated record. NCBI's taxonomy places the organism in Eukaryota, Viridiplantae, Streptophyta, Magnoliopsida, Asterales, Asteraceae.
AGAUUGAGAGAGAGAUUUUAGAGAGAUUUAGAGAGAUUCAACUUUUGCUAUAUAAAUCCAUACCCAUUGAAACAUAAACACAAGAGCCAAAACUUCAAUCUAUUCUUUCCUCCAAUGGCUUCCAUCACCUCCUUCUUCUUCUUCUUCUUCCUCCUUCUCCUCACUCUCUCCUCCACCAUCCAUGCAAGAGAAAGCCAAUUCUUCGCCAAAAUCUCUAACAACAUCCCAAAAGAAGUACAACCCUUAAACACCAAUCAACAAGAUCCCAAUUUCAUCCCACAAACCCAACCAGACGGCGGCGCUUACGGCCUCUACGGCCAUGAAUCAGGCCAAUUGCCACCUUCUGCCACCGCCAACAACUUCCCCCUCCCCGCCAACCUUCCGGAAAACUACAACCCGGUGGCUUACACCACCCCUAUUCACAGCAGCACCCAAGACUUCCCUGACGAAUUCAACGGCCAGGUCACCGGUGAAACCGGAAUGUACAACUCUGAGAAGCAAGAAAUGGGUGCAAAGUUUGCAAGUGGUGGCGAUAUGUACAACUCCGGGAAUCAAGAAAUGGAUACAAACGGUGGCAAUAUGUACAACUCUGGGAAUCAAGAAAUGGGUACAAAUGGUGGCAAUAUGUACAACUCUGGGAAGCAAGAGAUGGGUUCAAAGUUUGCUAAUGGUGGCGAUAUGUACAACUAUGGGAAGCAAGAGAUGGGUACAAAUGGUGGCAAUAUGUACAACUAUCAGAAGCAGGGGAUGAGUGACACUAGGUUUAUGGAGAAUGGAAAGUACUACUAUGCCCCCGGCGGCGAUGGGUACAAGUCAGUGAAGCCUCAGUUUGAUGAUACUAGGUUUGUGGAGACGGAAGACGGCGGCAAUAUGUACAACUCCCAGGAGCAGGGAAGUGAGGAUAUGUACAACUCGGAGAAGCAAGGGUUUGGUGAGACAAAGUAUAGUGGAAGUACAACUAACAAUGCUAAUACGUACAACAUGGAGAAGCAAGGGAUGAGUGAUACAAGGUUCUUGGAGAAUGGAAAGUACUAUUAUGACCUCAAUCUUGAGAAGAACUCAAGAGCAUUUGACUCAAGAAAUGGGUACAACACAAAUGGGUAUAAUGGGAACAAUUAUAAUUCGUAUGAUAGGUACAAGUACAAUUCCAAUUCCAAUUCCAAUGGUGGAUAUCAAAACCAAGAGGAGUUCCAAUACAACCAAGACAAUCAAUUCAAUCCUUGAGGGGUAUUUUUGUCUUUUUCACUCUAGAUUUUAAAGGACAAUUAUGUGCAUGAAGAUAUGGUGUUUUAAGAUGAUAUUUAUGGUUUUUUUUUUUUUUAUUUGGUGUUAUAAGUCCUAAUCUUGUCAUGUUUUAUUAGGAAAAACCAAAUUAUAAAGUCAAAUCAAUGUGUGUUGUUUUA